UCAACAUCAACACCACCUCGUUCAGAUUCAACGUAGAUCGACAUACACAAAGCGCAUCGACACUCGUCAUCAUACGCUACAGGAGUCAAGAUGUCCUCCCCAUUCCCCUCCCAAACGCCUCGACGCAAUAACAAACGAGCCCGUUCUCCCGAACCCGGAAGUUCCGCCUUUACCCCGUUCAACAACGCACAAGAUUCCGUCUACCCCCGAGGUGGUGCAGCAGGUCCAUCAGGGUUGAGAUCCUCGCCACCUCCUUCGUCGCUCCCGCCUUCUUCCCCUCCGGCGCCGUUCGAUGGGUUUGGGGAUGAUGCGGAUGUGGACGAUCAGGAGGAAGAAGCUAGGGAGAUGGGCAGACGGGUCGAAGGUGGGGACGAUGAUGACGAGGACGAGGAUGCUGGGGAAGAUCUGUUUGGGGAUAACAUGAUGGCCGACUACGACUCGAACCUCGGCCUAGACACCUACUCGAACGCCGACUUAGAUGAUACCACCUCUCAACCCGAACUCACCCGCGCUCAACGUCUCGCCGCCGAAGCCGCCAUGGCUCGACGAGACCGGGGGCUCCCCACAGGGACCCGUGCCAGUCGACGACAACGCGCUCCCGCCUUUCUCCAAUCCGACGACGAGGACUAUGGGGACUUGCCCCCCGGCGCUGGGUUGUUGGAAGGGAUCGACACUAGGCGUCGGAGGAGGCAAUACGAUGAACGGCCGGAGGACGAUGAUAUGGAGGGACAGGGGGAGGACGAGGUCCCGCUGGAAGAAUUGGGGGACAUCAAGGCUCCCUCGAUCGCCGAGUGGGUGGGGAUCGAGGCGGUCAGGAGGGCGGUGCAGAGGCAUUUCAAGGCGUUCUUGAUGACGUACGUGGAUGAGAAUGGGCAGAGUGUUUAUGGACAGCGGAUCAAGCAUCUGGGAGAAGUCAACUCGGAAUCACUCGAAGUCUCCUACUUGCACCUCGCCUACUCUAAACCCAUCCUCGCCUAUUUCCUGGCCAACUCGCCUCAACCGAUGUUACAGAUCUUUGACGACGUCGCCCUCGAAGCCAUCCUCCUCUAUUACCCUUCGUACGAGCGUAUCCACUCGGAGAUUCACGUGAGGAUCACCGAACUUCCGACCAGUCUCACCUUGAGGGACUUGAGGCAGACCAACUUGAACUGCCUCGUCCGGGUCUCUGGUGUGGUCACCCGGCGUUCAGGCGUGUUCCCGCAGUUAAAGUAUGUCAAGUUUGAUUGUGGGAAAUGUGGGACGACGCUAGGGCCGUUCUUCCAGGAUACGGCCAAGGAGGUCAAGAUCAGUUUCUGCUCCAACUGCGAGGGAAGAGGACCGUUCACUGUCAACUCCGAGCAGACGGUGUAUAGAAACUAUCAAAAGAUGACCCUGCAAGAGUCUCCGGGGAGCGUGCCCGCGGGAAGGUUGCCCAGGCAUCGAGAGGUCAUCCUCCUCUGGGACCUGAUCGAUUGUGCGAAACCGGGUGAAGAGGUCGAAGUGACGGGUAUCUAUAGGAACAAUUUCGACGCCUCGUUGAAUUCCAAGAACGGGUUCCCGGUAUUCUCGACCGUGCUCGAGGCCAACCAUAUCAACAAGAAGGAAGACCUCUUUGCCGCAUUCAGGUUGACCGAGGAGGACGAGAGGAUGAUCAGGAACUUGGCCAAGGAUGAGAGGAUUUCCAAGAGGAUCAUCAAGUCGAUCGCGCCCUCGAUCUAUGGGCACGAGGAUAUCAAGACGGCCAUCGCCCUUUCCCUGUUUAGCGGGGUUCCCAAGGAUAUCAAUAGGAAACAUCGGAUCCGAGGGGAUAUCAAUAUCCUCUUGUUGGGAGAUCCGGGGACGGCCAAGUCGCAGUUCCUAAAGUAUGUGGAAAAGACGGCGCAUCGGGCGGUGUUUACGACCGGACAGGGAGCUUCCGCUGUCGGUCUGACCGCCUCGGUGAGAAAGGACCCGAUCACGAGGGAAUGGACGUUGGAAGGUGGAGCGCUCGUCUUGGCCGACAAGGGGGUAUGCCUGAUCGACGAGUUUGACAAGAUGAACGACGCGGACCGGACGUCGAUCCACGAGGCCAUGGAGCAGCAAUCCAUCUCGAUCAGCAAGGCUGGGAUCGUGACCACCUUGCAGGCGCGGUGUGCCAUCGUCGCAGCGGCUAAUCCGGUCAGGGGGAGGUACAACCCGACGAUCCCGUUUCAGCAAAACGUCGAUCUGACCGAACCGAUCUUGUCCCGAUUCGACGUCUUGUGCGUGGUCAAGGAUGCCGUGGAUCCGGUGCAGGACGAGUUGUUGGCCAGGUUCGUGGUCGGGAGUCAUCUGAGGAGUCAUCCUGGGUUCGAAGAGGCCGUGGACGAGGUCAACGUGUCGACCGUCUUGGACGCCGAUAUCAUCCCGCAAGACGUGCUAAAAAAGUACAUCAUGUACGCCAAGGAGAUGAUCAAGCCCAAGCUGCAUCAACUCGACCAAGAAAAGCUCUCCCGACUCUACUCGGACCUCCGUCGAGAGUCGCUCGCGACCGGGUCUUUCCCCAUUACCGUGCGACACUUGGAAUCGAUGAUCAGGAUGGCAGAGGCCAGCGCCAAGAUGAACCUGCGCGAGUACGUUCGGAGCGACGAUAUCGAUCUCGCCAUCCAGGUCACUGUCGGCAGCUUUGUCAAUGCGCAAAAGAUUUCCAUCAAAAAGACGCUCGAGAGGGGCUUCCGUAAAUACGUCCACAAGGCGACCGAUCACGCCGAGUUGCUCGCCUUCUUGCUGGGUCAGCUCGUCAAGGAAAAGGUCCAGCUCGUCAUGAUCCAGCGAGGUCAAGAACCCGCCAGCGUCGAGAUUCCGCUCGCACAGCUCGAGGCCAGGGCCAAGGAGAUGGAGAUUUUCGACGUCUCGUCAUUCUUGCGUUCCAAGCUGUUUGUCGCCAACGGCUACAAGUUCAAGUCGAACGAAAAGCAGAUUGAAAAGGUAUUUACGCACGUCAACCCGGACGAGUUGUAAAAGGGGCAAAGAGUGUAAGAAUUCGCCGUGAAUCUGGUCUCUUGAUA
Molecule: messenger RNA, 3005 nt
Organism: Filobasidium floriforme
Lineage: Eukaryota; Fungi; Basidiomycota; Tremellomycetes; Filobasidiales; Filobasidiaceae
Product: MCM-domain-containing protein
Exons: 7
Coding region: 91-2958 (955 amino acids)
Biological process (GO): DNA replication; mitotic DNA replication initiation; double-strand break repair via break-induced replication
Cellular component (GO): MCM complex; nucleus
Molecular function (GO): 3'-5' DNA helicase activity; single-stranded DNA binding; single-stranded DNA helicase activity
Source: RefSeq, a predicted model, not a curated record